UCAGUUCAAGCAAUUUACAAUGUUAAGUUUACUAACCAAUGGAAAUAUAUAGUCUUCAAUAAUGAAAUGAAUUUUAUUUUAUUAGCCCGUGAGAAAUGGAAAUGUAUUUUUUUGUGUGUACCGCAGUUAAAAUGGAACUAAGAAAUUCUCAAAGAAUGUUUAAAAGCUUGCCUCCAUAAAUUUGUAUACAAUUUGUUGUGUAAACUAAAGCAUCGUUUUUAAAAAGCAAGAAAAUAUUUUUUGAAUAGUUGGUUUUUCUCAACAAUACUGCCCAAAAUUUCCUAUUUAGCAAGAGAAUUUUAUUUACCAAAAAAGAAAUACAAUAAAAUGAAUAUUUACAUAAGUAUUCAUAGAUUGUAUAUGUUAAUUUUGUUUUGCUUUUUGUUUUUUCUAACAAAAGAGUUGGGUUAACCUUCUUGUGGCCGUGCUGACGUUGGCUGAAAAUCUGAGACGGCCACAAAUAAACUGAUUUCAGCAGGUUAAUGUCCUGCUCUCACCGCCGCCGCCCAGUUUAUGGGAUUUAUGGGAUGGGUGAUCAUAAAUUUUGGGUGCUUUUGUUGUUCUUCGUUUUUAUUAUUUAUGGCCCAUGGGCGUGGCCCGCCCCCUUCUGCCACCCCGCCACCACAAAAUGUCAACUGUCUGAUUUCUGCACUGAUUUGCUUUCUUUGUCUCGCUGCGCGUGUGUGUCUCCCUCUGUGUGUGUGCGUGCUUUCUCCUCCCCCUCUCCCUCUCCCUUUCUCUUUUCUCUCUCGCCCUCCCCUCCCGUUUCCGUUUCCGUUUUAAUGGGUCCUCAGGAUGGCUCCAUCGAGUUUGAGGAGUUCAUACGCGCCUUAUCCGUCACAUCGAAGGGCAACCUGGACGAAAAACUGCAGUGGGCCUUCCGUCUGUACGAUGUGGACAACGAUGGCUACAUAACGCGGGAGGAGAUGUACAACAUAGUGGACGCGAUCUAUCAGAUGGUGGGACAGCAGCCGCAAUCGGAGGACGAGAACACGCCGCAGAAACGAGUGGACAAGAUCUUCGAUCAAAUGGAUAAAAACCACGAUGGCAAAUUAACAUUAGAAGAAUUUCGUGAGGGUAGUAAAGCUGAUCCACGUAUAGUUCAGGCGUUAAGUUUAGGUGGUGGUUAAACCGAUUAACAAUGGCCGUUUACCGAUAACAGACCCAAUUCCAAUUCCACAGAAACCAAGCGCGCAAUAAAAAGAAAUCCGAUACUGAUACUGAAAUUUGAUCAAAACCCGCUAAAAAACAAACAGAAACCGCAAAGUAAAAGUAAAAGAAAAUUAGAGGGGAGGAGGAGGAGGACGGCACGGUGCCACGCCCCUUCCCUUCGUUUGCAUUCGCUUCUUCACUAUUCACUUUCUCUUCUCUCUACGCUUUUCUCAAUUCUCAAUUCCCAAUUCUCGAUUCUCCGCGCGUCGCUUGCGACACUGAAGAUGAUAAUAAUUUUUUGAUAUAUGCAUAAAGUAUAACUAAACGAGAUGGAAAACCAAAUAAACGAACCGAAAACGAAAACGAAUCGAAAAUGAAAUUAAUUUUUAAAUAUACACCAAAAUAUAAAUAUAUAGGAAAUCAUGGCGUAGUCAGAGCGCAGUUCAUAGGAAUAAUGGAAAAACCAAAAAAGGAGAAAAAUAAAUAAACUUAUACUAAUUUUAAAUAAAAUCGGAAGGCGGGAAGGCGCAAAUCAAUUUUUGAAGCAUACACCAAUUACGAGUAAACUAAUUAAACCUACGAAUAAAUCAGCAUAAUUAUACUAUACAAUUAAACGAUACAUUUAGAGCCGAACUAAGCCUACGAAUCAAUUGCGCAGCCUUCGAAGCAAAGCUAAUGAUAAGGCGAGUAAUCUAAACUCGAUCCAAGUCAGCUAAAUCCACUCACGACAGCCAACAGCAGCCACUUAACCCACACUAAAUAUAUGAAUACAUAUAGAUACAUGUAUGAAUCCGAGAAGUGGCCGCAGACAGGACGAACAGAGUCUAGGGUUCAGAGUUUAGAGGGGGGUCAAACAGAGGGGUUGCCAAAAUAAAAUCACCAGUAGGCUAAAAAACCCUUGUUUAUGGUAAAUUUAUCAUGAGAGAAACUUGGAUAGCCCUCUCCCCAGUACUUUCAUUUAUUCUCUCUUCUAUGUAGAAAUGGCAAUAUUUAAAUAUCGAAAAUAAAUGGCAUUGUAAGCGACAUUCGAUAAGACCAUGGACGAUAGAUUUAGCUGUCAAUAAUGACUUUGAUAUAUCACAUGAUACGCCUCUAUAUGUUAGUGCCUUUGUUGAUUUCAUGUUUCUAAUUUCGGCAAUACCGCUGACCUAAGUUCUCGUAAGUAUAAACCUGAAGCUUACCUUUGAUUUGGAACUUAUAUUUUAGGUUUCUUAGAAAACUGGUUAUUUACACUUCAGUUCAAAUUGUAUAAUUUGUUCUAUAUUAUUAUUGGUGAUAUUUCGAUAUCUUAACUUUCGAUUCUUCUUGAGAUUGUGGCCUUCUUCACAAGUCUGUAGGGCCUUCACAGUACAGUGCGUUUCAUGGCCAGCAACCUUGAUUUUGUAGUCCAUCUCCUGUACCAGCCAGCUGCUUUACAGCCAUGAAACGCACAGUGAUGACUACUUACGCAGUUCCCCUUGGAAAGAGAUUGAAUCUGCAGAUGAGUUUUUGAUAGAAUCCAAACAGCAGCGAUUACAAAAAGUGUUGCAUACCCGACAGGCGCAGAUAAAGUGUUUGCUUUCGUUUGCUCUCUCUCUCUCUCUUUCUACCUCUAUCACUAUCUCUUUCCCUCUCUCUGUAUCUGUAUUUCCUGCUUUGCCUUGUUUUCCGUUAAGCGUUAUACGUUCCCAACAACAAUAACCCAACCAUAUUUACAAUAACAACAAGAACAACACGAACAUAUUGACAAUAGGCGGAGCAGGAUGAGCAGGAGUCGAUCCGAAGGUCUUGAAACAGUGCCCAGAACCCAGAACCCAGAACCCAGAACCCAGAAAUCCAGAAAUAGCUGCGAAAUCGAGCCAUUAAUAAAUGAUAAACUAAUCAAAGAACGCACAGCUACAACCAGAGCCACAUCAACAGCCAGAACAUGAACAUAUAAUAUAUAUUUAUACACAGAUGUAUAUCCAGGUCCUCGAGCAGCAGCUGAGCAAGGAAGUUGGAGCAGUUAGGAUAUAUAUAUAUAUAACAAUGAAACAAAUCCAUCAUACGAUUUAAUUUCUAUUCUAUAUGCGGUUCAGCUUUAUUAUUGCAUUGAUUUUACAAUAAACCAGUCAACCGUUUUACUAUUCCGAUGACUAUCUAUAAAUACGAAUCCCCCGCUUUCUCACGCCCCCUUCAGUAGACUUUGUGUAAUCUAGAUAGGGGAGAUCUUGGCCUCCCCGAAAGACAUAAACACUCACCCGAAAACACAACUGUAUAUCUAUAUCUAUAUAGUGCCUAUGUAUGUAGUAGUAAUUCUUCUUAUAAUUUCGCCUGCUUUGCCUUCUUUGAGAACAUUCCCAAUUGACCGAUUUACGUUUAUCUUUUCCUAUGCUUUCCAUGUAUUUAAGCACCGAACUAAAAGAAUAAACACGAUAAAAAUUUAAGAAUAAUGCCAUGCAACCCAAACACUUGCCCCAAACAUCGACACACACACACACACACGCACACAUAUAGCCAUAUGUAUGUGUAUAUAUACAUAUAUGCCUAAACUUAUAUAUACUCUAUAUAGUAAGCACUGCAAUCGAAAGCAAGUUAAGGAACUAUAACGAAACCAAAACCAAAAAACAAAAACGAAUACAAAACGCUUCUAUAAACCUCACUGAAAUUCUUCGAAGAAAAAACUGAAAGAUAUGAUACACACACAUAUGCAUACUGACACGCCCACACACCCAUACACACAAACACACACACACACACUUGUACGAGUAUAUUAACAAUAAACGUAAUGCGAAAACUUAAUCAAUAAUUAAAUAAUUCGAAAGUGAUAUAGCUGACAAAACAAAUGUGUCUGUAGUCUAGUAGUUAAAAGAAAUUGAGAAAAACGAAACGAAACGAAACGAAAAAGAAAAACAUUUAUAAAUAAUAUUAACUAAACAAUUAUAUGACAGAUAAAUGGAAAACUCAACGCAAUUUUCACGUUGACUUGUUUUUUUUUUGUAAGGAGACGCGUAACAGCGGAAGCGGAAAUAAGGAAAUCAAACUGUAAAUAACACUAAGUGAAUCACGCACACCACUCCACAAGACACACCCGCACACACACGCGCAUACCCACUCACACACUGACAGAACGAGGAGUACCGAAUAAGUUUGUUAACACCAAAAUAUAACGGGUCUUAAGUAACAAAAAACGAAAUCGAAAACAAAAACAAAAACAAAAACAAAAAAACAAUAAUAAGAAAAAAGGAAAAAAAACAGUAAGUUAGAGCAAGGAAUUUUUUUUGUGGAUUGAAUUGGAUGGGUUUGAAACGAAUCAAGUCAAUUGUAAUAGCCGACAAACGAAUACGAAAAUUAUUAAAUAUUUAUAUUAAUUUACAAUGGGCCGGUGAGUACAGGUUUUUCCGGAAAAAAAGCAGCACACGACCGAUGGAAGUCGAAGAUGAGUUUCUUUCCACCGCCGUUGACAAACCACACGAAUGUCAAGUUAAACGUUUCACAAGCAAUAUUUUACAUACUUAUACAUGCAUUAUAUACAUAUAUAUAUAUAUAUGGGUAAUUAUAUAUAUGAAUAAAUAUACGAUAAUAAAUAUAUACAUAACUUAUAUACACACCGUGCAAUAACGAGUAACGAGUCGACCGGCAAAUAGAAAUAAUAAUAAAUUAUUGCAUGGCAGAUACACGGAUAUCCAAGCGAGAUGUCUGAUAAUGCGGAAAUAACUUAAAACCAGAUGAUAGCGAAGGGAAAUUAAUGACACUUUUAGUGAUAUUCUUUAGCAAACUUGAAUCUGAUUUCCUUGCUAAGAACAAAACGAAAUGUAUAAAGUCAAGAAUUCAAAAGCCGAAAAACCGAAAAACCGAAAAACAGAAAAACCGAAAAUAUAACGAUAACAAUUAAAGCAAAGGUCGUAUAUUUUACAAAAAAACGAAGAGAAACAAAUGCUAAAAAAUAAACAAACAAAUUUUUUUCUCCCAUUUACCUUGACUCGACUUUCAGUUCGUUUGUACUACUCUAUUUACGGUUAUUUAUCAUAAUUAUUAUUCCGAUUCCGAUUGUUAUUAUUAUGAUUAUAUGGCAACGUCGAAUAUUACGAUUAUUGUGUAAACACAUGCAGCAAAACUUAUAAGAAAAACUAAAAACUUUAUAGAACAUAAAAACGAAAAUCAAAUUCUUUUACCAAGGAAAAAACGUAAUUAUUUUUUUUAAGUAAUCGCCUAAGGGGGAAUGGAAAAUUUAUCUUGUUACUGUCAGAAAAUAUUACUUACUUCAAAUAAAAAUUUUAAAGCGAG
Molecule: messenger RNA, 5397 nt
Organism: Drosophila suzukii
Lineage: Eukaryota; Metazoa; Arthropoda; Insecta; Diptera; Drosophilidae
Source: RefSeq, a predicted model, not a curated record